CUUCCGCCUCUCUCUCUCUCUCUCUCUCUCUCUCUCCCUCCCUCCCUCCUCCCUCGAUGGUUGAAAAGGAGAUGCUAUUGCAGCUUCGUUAAUCCGCCGCCCCCUCCUCCCUCUCGAUCUCAGAAGUGGAAAAACGCAGGGUAGGGCGAGAAAAGGGGCCAAAGGGGCGAGCUUGAACGCGUUCCCGCGUGACCCACCAAGGGACAGUUUUAUUUUGAGAGUGGAUUAAUUGUUCGUGUGACGUUUAGUUGGAUCUAUCUGGAAAUUCAUCCUAUCUGAGGGAGAAUGGCGGAUGGAAUUCCAAGUUUCUGGGGCCCAGUGACAUCAACUAAAGAGUGUUGUGAGCAGAAUUACGUCUACUCUUCUUAUGUUGCAGAAUUUUUCAACACAGUGUCGAACAUUCCCUGCAUUGUUUUGGCGCUGAUUGGUCUGAUAAAUGCCCUAAGACAACGAUUUGAGAAGAGAUUCAGUGUCCUUCACAUUUCGAAUAUGGUACUUGCUAUGGGAAGCAUGCUAUAUCAUGCUACCCUGCAACGAGUGCAACAACAAAGCGAUGAAACUCCAAUGGUAUGGGAAAUCUUACUGUAUAUGUACAUCCUCCAUUCUCCGGACUGGCACUAUCGCAGUACGAUGCCCACAUUCCUCUUCCUCUACGGUGCUGUCUUUGCCAUUGUACAUUCAUUCUUCAAUUUUGGCAUUGGCUUCAAGAUUCACUAUGUGGCCCUCUGUCUGCUGUGCAUCCCCCGGACGUACAAGUAUUAUAUAUACACUGCUGAUGCCUCAGCUAAACGACUUGCCAAGGUGUAUGUUGCAACCCUUGUUCUCGGCAGUGUGUGCGGGCUGUGCGAUCGCUUCUUUUGCAAGCAAAUAUCUUCUUGGCCCAUCAAUCCUCAGGGCCACGCGCUAUGGCAUGUCUUCAUGGGUUUCAAUUCAUACUAUGCAAAUACGUUCUUGAUGUUUUGCCGAGCCCAGCAACGGGAUUGGUCACCAAAGGUGGUUUAUUUCAUGGGGAUUUUGCCCUAUGUGAAGAUUGAGAAGCCUAAAGUCCAAUGAGGUAUGUCAGAGAGGAUGAUCGACUUUUAUGUUUGCAUAGAUAGUUUGAGAGUUUUCAAAGGGAGGCGGGAGCAAGCGAGCAAUUGCAAAGUUUACUUUUGCUCUUUUUGUUGGUAUUCAUUUGGUUACACUAUGUCAUCUACUGGCUUUUGCGCUUGAAAACGGGAAACGUGUACCAUAUUCAAUUCGCCUUUCUCUUCGUAGGAUGCAACAGCUCUGCUUGCAAACCAAGCAUAUAUUUAUGUAAUAGCUGUGGAUUCAAACUCUCAUCUUCUUUUGUUGUUAGUGUGUUGUUAGUUUUGAGUCUUGGACUGCUUGUUGUUGCUGGAGAACAGUGGGGUUAAUACUGAAGCAGUAUAUUGUUUUGGAGAA
Molecule: messenger RNA, 1425 nt
Organism: Syzygium oleosum
Lineage: Eukaryota; Viridiplantae; Streptophyta; Magnoliopsida; Myrtales; Myrtaceae
Product: alkaline ceramidase
Exons: 3
Coding region: 286-1053 (255 amino acids)
Biological process (GO): defense response to other organism; response to salt stress; autophagy
Cellular component (GO): membrane
Molecular function (GO): hydrolase activity, acting on carbon-nitrogen (but not peptide) bonds, in linear amides
Source: RefSeq, a predicted model, not a curated record